AUGAGUUUUUUUAAAAAUAACAAAACAGCUAUUGUUUUAGGUGGUUCAGCUCUCGCUCUCACUGCAGGAGUGGUCAUUUAUUUGAAUAGCAAGAAGUAAGAUAAAAAGGAAGUUAAAGAAGAAAAGUAAUUGAUCAAAGAAACCAUUGAAGAUGAUCAAGAAGAGAAAGUUAAAAGAGGUGUCAAACGCUCUCAUAAUUAAGAAUAAGUCGAAGUUUAGGCAGAUUAAGAAUAGGAAUCAAAAUAAUAAUAAUUAUAAGAAAGGGAACAACCAGAUUUUAGUGUUAAAACAAAGACAAGUAUUGCUUCUUCAAGAGUUAAAGUUCAAUUCUUAAAUGGAACAGAUAACUUUGAUUUCGCUACAAUCGCUGCUAUAUUAGAAUCCUCUUUAGAUUAUAUUGGCGAAGAAUAUAUUACUUACACUCAAAAAAAUAGAGAAGAAAGAAGAAAAGCAAGAACCUCUGACGUUGAGAGAUACAAAGAAUUAGUUCUUGAAUACAAUGCAUAGGUAGAAAAAUUCAUUUUAACUGCCCAAGAUCAACUCUUGACAGAUAUCAAUAUAGACAAAGAAAUCUAUGAAAAAAGCAUUGAAAUUCUUAUCCAAAGUGGUUAUUAUCAACAAUUAUACAUGGUUUAAUCAGCUAUGAGAUAAAAAAUCAGUGAUAAGCUUCCUCGUAACAAUUAAGUCUCUAAAGAAAAAAUUAAAGAAAUUAUUCAGUACUAGUUGGAGAUUCUUAACAACUAAAAAGAUACCUUCAUUGCCAUAAUUAGCCAAUUGCAAUACCUUCCAGACAUUGCUGAGCUUAUUCCUUUUGUAUUAAAUACUAUGAUUCAAGAUAUGAUCUUUGAAAAAUUCGGUAUUGAAGAAGAAGACUAAGCCACUCAAAUGAGCGCCCAAGAUGUAAUUGAAGAUCCUACCAUUCAUGGAUUACUUAAACAAAUUGAGGAAUCUAUGUUAAAUAUGAUGUAACAACUUGGAUUAAACUAUAUUGAUGAAGAGCAAGAACUAGAAGAAAUCGAAAGACUCCGUGAAUAAGGUUAAUACAGCGAAAAUUGA
Molecule: messenger RNA, 1056 nt
Organism: Tetrahymena thermophila SB210
Lineage: Eukaryota; Ciliophora; Oligohymenophorea; Hymenostomatida; Tetrahymenidae
Product: transmembrane protein, putative
Exons: 6
Source: RefSeq, a predicted model, not a curated record